GUCCCCAAGUCGGCCAAACCUUAAACGUGGACUUUAAGGACUGGAGAGAGGGGAUGAAGGGAAAUAUUAAAGACACGACAGGAAUGAAGAAGUUCUUGGAGGAAUAACGCGCCGGCUACACGCGAUGUCCGUUUAUAGUUUCACUUUUACGCGUCGCGGUUCUUUCUGCCUCCAGUGACUGUGCAGCCGCGGCGGAGGCGCUGAAAGCCAACACCACAAGCAGCAGCUGAACUCUUCCUCUGGUCACCACCUGAACACAGUGACAGCUCCAUCAUCAGCUGUAACAAGCCUCUGGUGAAGAGAGCAGAGGAAGGAGUGGAAGGCAUGAACUCCUCCUGUUCCUCUGCGGCAGGGAAAGCCGACAUGCACUUCUGCGCCGUGUGCCAUGACUACGCCUCUGGGUACCACUACGGUGUGUGGUCCUGCGAGGGCUGCAAGGCUUUUUUCAAGAGGAGCAUUCAAGGGCACAAUGAUUACAUCUGCCCCGCCACAAAUCAAUGCACUAUCGACAAGAACCGACGUAAGAGCUGCCAGGCCUGCCGCCUUCGUAAAUGCUACGAAGUGGGCAUGAUGAAGUGUGGUGUAAGGCGUGAACGCUGCAGCUACAGAGGGGCCCGACACCGCCGCGGUGGACUCCAGACUCGGGAUCCAACUGGCAGGGGUUUGGUCCGGUUGGGGCUGGGUUCUCGGGCCCAGCGGCAUCUCCACCUGGAGGCUCCUCUCGCCCCCCUCCCUCAGGUGAACCACGUGCACCACUCGGCCAUGAGCCCAGAAGAGUUCAUCUCGCGCAUCAUGGAGGCGGAACCUCCAGAGAUCUACCUCAUGGAGGACCUGAAGAAGCCCUUCACCGAGGCCAGCAUGAUGAUGUCCCUCACCAACCUGGCAGACAAGGAACUGGUCCUCAUGAUCAGCUGGGCUAAGAAGAUCCCUGGCUUUGUGGAGCUGAGUCUGUCUGAUCAGAUCCACCUGCUGAAGUGCUGCUGGCUGGAGAUCCUGAUGUUGGGCCUGAUGUGGAGGUCGGUGGAUCACCCGGGAAAACUCAUCUUCUCUCCAGACUUCAAACUGAACAGGGAGGAGGGACAGUGCGUGGAGGGCAUCAUGGAGAUUUUCGACAUGCUGCUGGCAGCCACCUCUCGGUUCCGCGAGCUGAAGCUUCAGAGGGAGGAGUACGUCUGUCUGAAGGCCAUGAUCCUCCUCAACUCCAAUCUGUGCACGAGCGCCCCUCAGACAGCAGAGGAGCUGGAGAGCAGGAACAAGUUGCUGCGUUUGCUGGACUCGGUGAUCGAUGCUCUGGUCUGGGCCAUUUCCAAAAUGGGCCUGUCGACCCAGCAGCAGACUCUGCGCCUCGGACACCUCACCAUGCUGCUCUCCCACAUCCGCCACGUCAGUAACAAAGGCAUGGACCAUCUGUCCACCAUGAAGAGGAAGAACGUGGUGCUGGUGUACGACCUCCUCCUGGAGAUGCUGGACGCCAACACGUCCAGUAGCAGCAGUCAGCCGUCGUCCUCGCCGAGCUCCGACACUUACUCUGACCAGCAGCAACAGCCGCAACCUCCGUCUCACCUGCAGCCGGGCUCACACCAGACCACCGCCGACCACAGCACUGUGCCUCCGCACGGCCCCUGCGUAGACCAGAUCCUGGACGGACACCUGCAGGCUCUGCCCCUCCAGUCCUCGCCGCCAUUCCAGAGUUUAGAGGUGCCUCACAUGGAUAGCAAUGAUUACAUCCCUCCGGAGCAGUGGUCACUGGAAGCGGGAGAUGCCGGUCCAUUGGUGGAACCAGCAAACUACGUCAUCCCAGAUCGAGUUGUCAUGGAAACUGCCUUAGUGUAACGGGACUGUAAGGGACAAACUGAGACUGGACCUUAAUGGCUUUCCAUCCCCCAAAGAUCAAGAAGAGGAAACAAAAAUGGAUUUAAAAAAAACAAAAAAAAGUGCUAUUGUGAGGUAACGUUUUUUUUGUUCUCUUGAGAUGUUUUUAGUCUUUGAAAAAUAAUGUUUUGGAUCGAAUGUACAUUUUGUGUGCGUUAAUAUUUCUUGUGAAUGUGCACUACAGUAGGUGUUCAUAAGAACAUCGCUGAAACCUUUGCCAGUCAGUUUGAGCUUUUUUGAUAUACAGUAUUUGUAUCUCCUUUUUCCACCUCGGUGUAACAUCCAGAACAAGCCGUCUACAAACCGUCUGCAGUGACUUACAGAAACCUGGUGCAUGUUGUCAACAGUUAGCAUCAAUUCCCAUAAGCAUCACUAGUCUUAUAGCUAAAAAAAAAAGGGCAGUGUUUUCUACUGCACUGUGGUGUUUUUCUCCUUCACUAUGACUGUGUACUUUGGUGUUUUAAUCAGUGACUGUUCAUCCAGGAUUUUUCUACUCUCUUUGUACAAACUACACGUGUCAGUGGAGUCAAGAAAAAGCAGGUUGUGGCCUUUUAACAAAAAUGACUGUUAGCAGAAGCUUUCUACUCUCUUCGUGUGGUUAAAUAAGGCUGAAUUUACACAAUAUGAUAUGUGGCACAGAUAUAAGUUCUUAGGUACACCAGAAAAGAAACCUGAAAAAGUUAAAUCAAUGUAUUGUAAUUGAUGACAGGAUAGCUCUAAAACUGACUGCCUAAGCUCUUAAAGUUAUCAUGUAAAUAUAAUAACUUGCUAACUAUACAUAUGUUCUAAUUCUAACAUGCAAAAAAGACAUGCUAAUUGUAUACAUUCUGACCUGCUAACUUCUCUAUGUAAGCCAUAUUUUAACAAUGUAUCAAGCUAAUGUGCCAAACUAAAUGUUAGCAUGUUUUUAAUUACUAGCAAAACAUUAAAAUGUAACCUUAUGUGUUACUAUGUAUACUUGA
Molecule: messenger RNA, 2834 nt
Organism: Morone saxatilis (striped sea-bass)
Lineage: Eukaryota; Metazoa; Chordata; Actinopteri; Moronidae
Gene: esr2b
Product: estrogen receptor 2b
Biological process (GO): cellular response to estradiol stimulus; regulation of DNA-templated transcription; estrogen receptor signaling pathway
Cellular component (GO): nucleus
Molecular function (GO): nuclear receptor activity; nuclear estrogen receptor activity; zinc ion binding
Source: RefSeq, a predicted model, not a curated record